Molecule: messenger RNA, 1201 nt
Organism: Vigna unguiculata (cowpea)
Lineage: Eukaryota; Viridiplantae; Streptophyta; Magnoliopsida; Fabales; Fabaceae
Product: zinc finger A20 and AN1 domain-containing stress-associated protein 8 pseudogene
Source: RefSeq, a predicted model, not a curated record
CUGAUUAAAAGGUUUAUAGAAACAAACACGAACGUUUUCUAUUUGACACGAAAUUCGACCCAACCUAACCCAUUCUCUCUUCUCUUUGCUCUUUCUUUAGCGGCGUUUAACAUUCGGUUGCCUGAUCACGCUGUCAGCACCCGUGAAACGGAGCACGCAGGGCACGCCGAAUUUGGAGAAAGUUGGGAGUUGUGACCAAAUGAGAACAAUACUGUUGGUCCCGUUUCUUCAUAGUUGAGAUUGACAUGGAUUACUGACAUGGUGAUAUCUGUGUUGUUACGAUUUUGGUUGUCAUAAAACAAUGGAGUCUCACGAUGAAACAGGAUGCCAGGCUCCAGAAAGGCCAAUUCUUUGCAUCAACAAUUGUGGCUUCUUUGGAAGGGCUGCCACCAUGAAUAUGUGCUCCAAAUGUUACAAAGACAUGCUGUUGAAGCAGGAACAAGACAAGCUUGCAGCAGCGUCGGUUGAGAACAUUGUGAAUGGCGGUUCUGGCUGCAGCGGGAAGCAGGCUGUGACUGUAGGUUCUGUGGAUGUUGAAGUUGGAAAUGUGGAGAUGAAGACAGUCUCUGCUGAGAUUUCUGGAGAUUCAUCCUCUGCUCAGAAUUUGGAGAUGAAAGCUAAGACAGGUCCAAGCAGAUGCGCCACUUGCCGGAAGCGUGUUGGAUUAACCGGUUUCAGCUGCAAAUGUGGGAACCUCUUUUGUGCAAUGCAUCGCUAUUCUGACAAACACGAUUGCCCCUUUGAUUAUCAGAGUGUUGGUCGUGAGGCUAUAGCAAAAGCCAACCCUGCAAUUAAGGCUGAUAAGCUUGAUAAAAUCUAGGGAUGCACUAGACUGGUUGAAAUAUGAAGUUGGAUGUCUCACUUUUCCUCAGCAAAUUCACAUUUUUGCUGUCUGGCUUUUGAAGUGUCCUUUUAGUGUCUAUACUGAUCCAUGCCAUGAUACUGCUUCAUGUCAUGAUAGCUAGCACAUGUUUGGGGGAAAACCCACAUUCCUUGUUGGUUGAUUGGUGAGCAUUCACUUGUUAGCUACAGUAUGAGUAUUUAUGCUGGUUUGAUGGACAUCUUUGGCUCAUUUGUAAUUUGAUUUUCUGGUUGGUCUGCAUUUUUUUUUUCUUUUUCUUGCAUCAAUGGUGUUUACUCUUGUAUGUGCUUUUACUUUAAACAUUAUCUAUUUUUAAUAAAUCAAUGGCGUUGAUGGGAA